Molecule: messenger RNA, 1465 nt
Organism: Cyprinus carpio (common carp)
Lineage: Eukaryota; Metazoa; Chordata; Actinopteri; Cypriniformes; Cyprinidae
Product: ADP-ribosylation factor-like protein 2-binding protein
Biological process (GO): maintenance of protein location in nucleus; positive regulation of tyrosine phosphorylation of STAT protein
Cellular component (GO): mitochondrial intermembrane space
Source: RefSeq, a predicted model, not a curated record
CUGUUUCGCUGUCCGGUAACUCAAAGAGGCGGAACUGAAUAAAAGGAAAGUGUUUUCUACCGAACACAUUUCGAACAGGUACGCGUUCUCCCGUUGCCGUGGCAGCAGCGACUUCAGGAGGAACGUUCGGGCGAUUAAUGAUGGAUGCUCGAGAGACAGAUCUGCUGGGUGGCAUAGUUGAAAUGCAGAAUUUGGAAGAAGAGGACUUUGCUGUUUCAAAAUCAUCAGAUGCUCAUGCAGAAUUUGACAUGGUUAUUGGGAACAUCGAGGAUAUUAUAAUGGAGGAAGAAUUCCAACAUCUUCAGCAGUGUUUCAUGGAGAAAUAUUACCUUGAGUUUGAUGUGUCUGAGGAGAACAAGCUCAGCUAUACACCUAUUUUUAAUGAAUAUAUUGAAGUCCUAGAAAAACAUCUGGAACGGCAGCUGGUAGAGCGAAUUCCUGGAUUCAACAUGGUUGCCUUCACACAUUCACUUAAACAGCACAAAGAUGAAGUCUCAGGUGACAUACUUGACAUGCUGCUCACUUUCACUGACUUUAUGGCCUUUAAAGAGAUGUUCAUUGAUUACAGAGCAGAAAAGGAGGGCAGAGGAUUGGACCUUAGUACCGGACUGGUGGUGAAAUCUUUAAAUUCUGACCUCUAGCAUGGCCUCACAAUCCAGCUGAACCAGUGGACAUCUCAUGUAAAUGAACACGUCAACACAUAUGAUUAUUUCCAUUUAAAAAUAAGAAUAUUUAUUGAAAAUUCCUUUCUGGCACACCACAAAACAACAGUCACUGUUAUGCUUGACAGAAGGGAAUCUGUGUUUAAUUUAGGUUAAUGUUUAAAUGUAACAUUGGGGUUAACUGUCAGCUUAUCCGGUAUGACUCCUCAGUAUUCAUCUGUCAUGAAAUCCACUCAGUCUGGAUCAGUCUUUCAUAUCUUGUUGGCCUACAGCACAGCAAAACACUAUUGCUGUUUCUGACCAAACUGAUGUAGAAAGCUGUAAUGAGCAUUUGAGUAUCUCAAAGCUGCCACUUUAUUGCAAAUAUACCAAAAUAAUUCCUUUCACUUGACAAUCAUAAAGGGCUUUUCAAUACGAAAGUAUUAUACAACGUGCCUGAUAUGACAACAGAUCUAAAAGACCCUUUUUCCAUUUAAAAGACUUGCAGGUCUUUCCAAGUAAAAUAUUACAGAAUUAAAAACAGUGUUUAUACAGUUACCAGAUACAAUGUGAAUAAUCACAUAGUUUUUCAUGCUUUUAAUGUGAUGCUGAGUCCAUGUUUUGGAUGUCUGUCAUAUCUUCUGAGUGACAAUGAGAAGGAAAGACUCUCUUUUCAAAACAAUACUUAGUUUUGUUGAUGUAUGUAAAUUUCAGCCUUUCUACUCCCUUGUUUACUUAGAAGAAUGUGUUGUUCUUACUAGAUGAAUGUUGUGUUAUUGUGUACAUUUGUUUAUUUGUGUGUGUGUGUGUGUGUGUGUGUGUAU